This is a messenger RNA of Cokeromyces recurvatus, 933 nucleotides long. RefSeq lists its product as uncharacterized. The record is from RefSeq and is a predicted model, not a curated record. Bases 1 to 933 code for a protein of 310 amino acids. NCBI's taxonomy places the organism in Eukaryota, Fungi, Mucoromycota, Mucoromycetes, Mucorales, Mucoraceae. The transcript is spliced from 6 exons.
AUGUCUGAAGAACCCUCGGCAUCAACGACUGAACAGCCUUCAACGCCAACGCGAGGAAAAAGAUAUCGCCCAUUUUUUACAGUCAAGGACUUUGUAAGUUCUGAAGUAAUUACUGAUGAAGAUACCAGUAGUGAAAUAACUUCUUCUCCAUCGUCAUUUUUUCCAUCUGAUCUGAUGAAUAUACCUGUUGGAUAUAUUUGUAGAAUCGAGAUGUGCAAGCUGGAAUGGGUUCCUAAUAGUCCUCUUCCUAUUCCAAAUUCUCACUUUGCUGACUUGGUAGAUGGCGCCAAUAAUAAAGCCAAUGAGAAUCAAUUAUUCCCCACGGAUUAUAUAACCCGUUUAUAUGCCUCCUCUAUCUUUAAGACUGAUAACCCCUUCUUGGUAAGUGAGGACAAGGAUGAUGAUGAUGAUACUGGUCUGCCGUCAAGAAUCAAGUCAAAAGGAUCAGAGAUAAAUCUUGUUGCCUCGUCUGUUUCUACCUUUUGGAGUCCGUUGUUCUCCGCUCAUGACCAAGUACAAACUGAGUUUGAUGCCACUUCCUGGAUAUUCAAACAACAAGAUGAUAGUUUUGAUGCAAAUUUACUCCCUGACAUCAUAUUUAAUUAUCAGCAACAAGAAGAGGUUGUAGCGAUAGGUUGUGGAGAAAUAAAGAAGCCAGGUGUCUCCGAAGCCUUACUUAACGAAGAUAAGAUGCGUGUUUUGGAAUAUGAAGCAGUGACCUUUGGUGUUCUUGUGCAAGGUACAACGGUCAUGCUUCUGGAGAUAAAAAUGGAUCUUGAGAAUGGUGUAUACAUGUAUCAUGAGCCGCAACCAUUCCCCCUACCUACUAGGCAUAAUGCUCAUACACAUUUACAGAUUGCUUUAGAGGCCAUCAAAAAGUUGAAGGGCCAAAUGUUGAAUUCACUUCCGAAAGUAAAAUGUCAUGAUAGUUAG